AUGGUUACCUUUACCCUCAGUCCUGAUUACGGCUACGUAAUUCUCGCCGCAACCUCCACCUUCAUCCUCAACACCAUCCACGGCUUCAACACCGGAUCCCAUCGCAAAGCAGCGCAAAUCGACUAUCCAGCCGCCUACGCACCCUCAUCACGUACAGACGAAGCAGCCUACCGAUUCAACUGCGCACAACGCUCGCAUGCGAAUUUCACCGAGAACCAUACCAUAGCCGUCACUGCGCUCUUGAUUUCCGGACUCGAGUUUCCAAAGACAGCGGCGGUUUUCGGCGGUGCGUGGACAUUCUUUAGGUGGAUGUAUAUGAGGGGUUAUAGUCAGGGUGGGGAGAAGGGAAAGGGAAGGUAUAAGGGGAUUUAUUAUUGGUUUUUUCAGACAGGGUUGAUGGGCUUGUGUGGGUAUAUGGGUGUGCAGAUGGUUUUGGAGGGGAGGAAGUAA
Messenger RNA from Sclerotinia sclerotiorum 1980 UF-70, 450 nucleotides. RefSeq lists its product as hypothetical. Lineage: Eukaryota; Fungi; Ascomycota; Leotiomycetes; Helotiales; Sclerotiniaceae. Bases 1 to 450 code for a protein of 149 amino acids. Gene Ontology annotation, cellular component: membrane; nuclear envelope; endoplasmic reticulum. The transcript is spliced from 2 exons. The record is from RefSeq and is a predicted model, not a curated record. Gene Ontology annotation, molecular function: glutathione transferase activity; glutathione peroxidase activity.